GAAGGAGAGGAGAGCUCCGUGGAGUUCCCUCGAGCUGCAACCCCCACCUUCAUUCCCCUCCAUCAAAUCCUCUCCUUCCCACAUUUUUCUCCCCCUCACAUGUGCCAUUUAAGUAGUCAUCCCAAGGAUCACUGCAUCCUCCCCCCUCCCCUGUUUCUUCUUCCUCCUCUUUCCUUGCCGGUUUUCAUCCUCCUUGGGCUUGCUCAUCCCUCGUUGCAGAGAAAGCAUGGCGAACUCCGCAUCCGGAAUGGCGGUGAAUGAUGAGUGCAAGCUCAAGUUCCUGGAGCUGAAGGCCAAGAGGAACUUCCGGUUCAUCGUGUUCAAGAUCGAUGAGAAGAUACAGCAGGUCAUGGUGGAGAAGCUGGGUCGGCCCGAUGAGAGCUACGAUGAUUUCACUGCAUGCUUUCCGCCCAACGAGUGCCGCUAUGCCGUCUUCGAUUUUGAUUUCGUCACCGAUGAGAACUGCCAAAAGAGCAAGAUCUUCUUCAUUGCAUGGUCCCCUGAUUCAUCAAAGGUGAGGAGCAAGAUGCUGUAUGCCAGUUCCAAGGACAGAUUCAAGAGGGAGCUCGAUGGCAUACAAGUGGAGCUGCAGGCGACGGACCCUAGCGAGAUGAGCAUCGAUAUUGUGAAGGGGAGAGCUAUGUAACCGAGUUCCUGUGGC
Molecule: messenger RNA, 661 nt
Organism: Musa acuminata AAA Group (dessert banana)
Lineage: Eukaryota; Viridiplantae; Streptophyta; Magnoliopsida; Zingiberales; Musaceae
Product: actin-depolymerizing factor
Exons: 3
Coding region: 227-646 (139 amino acids)
Biological process (GO): actin filament depolymerization
Cellular component (GO): cytoplasm; actin cytoskeleton
Molecular function (GO): actin filament binding
Source: RefSeq, a predicted model, not a curated record